UUCCGUUUAUCUGCGAGGUCAGAGAAGGCUGGCUGCGUUCAGUGGUGCUGUUGAAAAACACGAUGAAAAUGGCGUGGCAACCGCAAGAGGAAGGACUUCGACAAAUCUUGACGCUCCUCAAGGAGUCUCAGAGCCCGGAUACGGCUACGCAGCGAGCCGUUCAAGAAAAAUUGGAAGAAUUAAACAAAUUUCCUGACUUUAACAAUUACCUUAUUUUUGUUUUAACAAAACUCACAUCAGAGGAUGAACCAACAAGGUCUCUAAGUGGAUUGAUUUUGAAAAAUAACGUUAAAGCUCAUUUUUAUAAAUUUUUACCAGAAGUUACAAAUUUCAUCAAGCAAGAAUGUUUAUCAGCAGUUGGAGAUCCAUCACCUCUAAUUCGUGCAACUGUUGGUAUUUUAAUAACUACUAUUGCAUCCAAAGGUGAAUUAACCAGAUGGCCAGAAUUAUUACCUGCACUUUGUCAAAUGUUAGAUUCACAAGAUUAUAAUGUGUGUGAAGGUGCCUUUGGUGCUCUUCAAAAAAUUUGUGAAGAUUCUUCGGAAAUAUUGGACUCUGAUGCACUCAAUCGACCAUUAAAUGUUUUAAUUCCAAAGUUCCUGCAAUUUUUUAGACAUUCAAGCCCUAAAAUUAGAUCACAUGCUAUUGCCUGUGUUAAUCAGUUUAUUGUUAAUCGUACACAGGCUUUAAUGAUUCAUAUAGAUAGUUUUUUGGAGAAUCUCUUCCAUUUAGCUAAUGAUGAUGAUUCUGAUGUUAGAAAACAUGUUUGCAGAGCUUUGGUAAUGUUGCUUGAAGUACGAAUGGAUAGAUUAAUACCACAUAUGCAUAACAUAAUAGAAUAUAUGUUAAUGAGGACUCAAGAUCUUGAUGAAGGAGUUGCUUUAGAAGCUUGUGAAUUUUGGCUUUCAUUAGCUGAGCAACCAAUUUGUAAAGAAGCACUUGCACCACAUUUACCCCGUUUAGUACCUAUAUUGGUAAGAGGCAUGAAAUAUUCGGAAAUUGAUAUAAUACUUCUAAAAGGAGAUGUAGAAGAAGAUGAAAUGAUCCCAGAUAGAGAAGAAGAUAUUAGACCAAGAUUUCCAAAAUCAAAAACACAUCAUACACAUCAUGCUAAUAUGAAUAAGCAUACGAAUGAAAAUGGAGGUUGUGAUGAAGAUGAUACAGAUGCUGAAGAUGGAUGUGAUGAUGAUUCAACACUUAGUGAUUGGAAUUUAAGGAAAUGCUCUGCUGCUGCUUUAGAUAUGUUAGCAAACGUAUUUAGAGAAGAAUUAUUACCAGUUUUAGUACCAAUUUUAAAAGAAACACUUUUCCAUCAAGAUUGGGAAAUCAAAGAAUCUGGAAUAUUAGCAUUGGGAGCUAUAGCAGAAGGUUGUAUGAGUGGAAUGAUUCCACAUUUAUCAGAAUUAAUUCCAUAUUUAAUUAGUUGCUUAAGUGAUAAAAAAGCACUAGUACGCGCUAUUACUUGCUGGACAUUAAGUCGAUAUGCACACUGGGUUUGUGCGCAACCUCAUGACACUCAUUUGAAACCUUUGAUGACUGAAUUACUCAAAAGAGUACUUGAUGGCAAUAAACGCGUUCAGGAAGCCGCAUGUUCUGCUUUUGCAACAUUAGAAGAGGAAGCAUGCACAGAAUUAGUCCCUUAUCUUGGAUUUAUUCUUGAAACACUUGUUUUUGCUUUUGGAAAAUAUCAACAUAAAAAUCUUUUAAUAUUAUACGAUGCAAUUGGUACACUUGCUGAUUCAGUAGGACAUCAUCUUAACAAACCAGAUUAUAUUAACCUUCUUAUGCCACCACUUAUUAAUAAAUGGAAUGUAUUGAAAGACGAAGAUAAAGAUCUCUUUCCAUUAUUAGAAUGUCUUUCUUCAGUUGCAACUGCUUUACGAUCUGGUUUCCUUCCUUAUUGUGAACCCGUAUAUAGACGAUGUGUAUCUCUUGUAGAGCAGACAUUAAAUCAACAUAUAGCAAAUACACAAAGCCCAGAACAAUUUGAAGCCCCUGACAAAGAUUUUAUGAUUGUUGCAUUAGACCUCCUUAGUGGUUUGGCAGAAGGCUUGGAUGGUCAUAUGGAACGUUUAGUAAUGAAUAGCAAUGUUAUGCAAUUAUUAUAUCAAUGUAUGCAAGAUGUUAUGCCUGAAGUUAGACAGAGCAGUUUUGCUUUAUUAGGAGAUCUUACAAAGGCUUGUUUCCAACAUGUUCUCCCAUGUAUACCGGAAUUUAUGCCCAUACUUGGACAAAAUUUAAAUCCUGAGUUCAUAUCUGUAUGUAAUAAUGCAACAUGGGCUAUUGGUGAAAUAGCUAUAAAACUCGGGUCUGAUACAAGUGCAUAUAUUCCACUAAUUCUGACACAGCUCAUCGACAUAAUCAAUAGACCAAAUACACCAAAAACACUGCUAGAAAAUACAGCCAUAACGAUCGGUCGCCUAGGUUAUGUGUGUCCCCACGACGUCGCCCCCAUGUUACAGCAGUUUGUCCGACAGUGGUGUACUUCUUUGAGAAGCAUAAGAGAUAAUGAGGAAAAGGAUUCAGCAUUCAGAGGUAUGUGUCAAAUGAUCACUGUAAAUCCAGCAGGAGUUGUGCAAGAUUUUAUCUUCUUUUGCGACGCUGUUGCAUCUUGGGUAACGCCUAGAGAAGAUCUUAAAGGCAUGUUCCAGAAGAUAUUACAUGGAUUUAAAAAUCAAGUUGGUGCGGAAAAUUGGAAACGAUUUUCAGAUCAAUUCCCACCACAGCUCAGUGAACGACUCCAUAAUAUGUAUGGCGUCUGAGCAGCCCCGUCUAAAUAUGAAGGCCGCUUUAAGGGGCAGGCCGAAAGGGGUUGGGCGGGAAACAGAAUAAUGGGUGGACAGGGUGGGUGGGUGAAACCACGGCCUCUUCUCAUCAACAUCGUUGUCGUUAACGUGUUAUGGUCAUCGUCAGGCUCUUGGGGGAAUUAAUAUGCGUUAUUAGAGCUACAGCCUCAGUAAGCGGUAUAAAUGAAAAAUCGAAAUGAGAAUGGAACAAAGAAAAUGAGAACGACAAAAUAAAUGUCAUGGGCCGAAAUGUAACGCGUGGGUGGGCGGGUAGGGGGGCGGGAGGGAGGGAGGGAGGAACUGUGUUGGGGUCACCGACCACUUUACAGUAAAGGUAUCGUAACUUUGACGCUAAAUCGCAUUGCAAAAAAAAAACAGAAAUGAUACCUUAACGUAGUGAAAACCUACACGCUGUACACUCCGUUUCCAUUAGCGCUGUAUAACACUAUUCAGUGUUUAAUUCUCGCGUAUUGAAACGAGACAAGAAGUGCUGGUAAAUAACUAGCCCAGCUCUUAAACGAAAUCGACUUCUCAUAUGUGCGAAUGGCAAAGAAUAAACAAUGGAAAAAAAAAAGGAGAAGUAAUAACCAAAAUAAAUUUAAAAAAAAAAAAAAGAGAGAGUAUAGAUCUCACGUUAUAGAGCUUGCUAAACUACUGUGAUCGAACAUUUAUAUAUUAGGAUAUUGAUUUUUUUCUUUUUUUUUUUCUUUUUUUUUUUUUUUCUUUUUUUUUUUUCUUUUUUUUUUUUUUUUUUUUUUUUUAUAAGAAAGAUAGAGAGGUGCCUCAUUCUAUAUUUGAUGAGUUUUCUAGAGCUUAGAUGGUGGUAGUAAUACUUAUUUGAUAUAAAGCUAAUGAAUAGACAAAUAUGUAAUUAGAAAUUUCAUAGUGUACAGAAGGUUUUUGAGAAUAUGUAUUUUUAUACGUUAAAACUCAAUAUAAACGCAGAGAAAGUGCCAUUCCGUUCGUUUCGAACCAAAAUUUUUCUGCUUACUUUAUUCUCUCCUUGCUAAUUGUGAUAUUAGGUUAUAUGACACUUUGUCGUCAUGUAUGAAUGAAACAUAUUUCAAAUGGAUCAAUAUAUACAUACAUGUAUAAGUAUGUAUCUAUAUAUUGCUCUUAAUUAUAUAUGUCGAAUAUAAUAUUUUAACCCACAGACCAUUUUGUGAUUAUUUUUUUGUUAAAAAUAUUAAAUUAGGAUCAUAUUAGCUGUUAGUGUAAAUAGAUAAAUACAUUUUAGAGUGAAAGUUUUUGUUAUCACUAUAGAUAAUAUUUCAAAUUUUUUGCUUGCAUAUCACCUCUUAACAGGUUGACGUUAUAUAAAGUAAAAUAUGAGACGAAUAUAGUUUGAAUAUGAUUUGCAGGUAACGAUCCACAGAGUUUUGAAUCUAUGACGUGAAAUCUAUCGUGAUGUAGAGAAAUUUUUGUCAUGUGCACCGAUACACGCUGAUCUCCAUUUCAUUUUUAAAUAUCUUUUCGCGUUAGUAGCAUGUUUUUGAAAUUAAAGCGCUGACUGUGUCAUUCCAGUCCAGUUUUUGGGCCAGUUCAUAAAACAAGCACUUUUUAUUGAAAACGAAAAAAAAGAAAAAAAAAAGAAAGAAACGAGAUUGCGUUUAUCAUCAUCGUUGUUUUCGCUGAUAAAAGAAAUUUCGAAAAAAAAAAAAAAAAAACGAAAUAUCGAAAUUGUGAGAAAUGCGUUUAUGCAUCGAUGACAAGAAAUGAUGAACAAAAAAAGUAACAAAUUGUAUUAACGAAUAUCGUGAAAUUUGUAACAAGAAAAAUAUCACGAAAUCCAUUUCUAGAACUUUUAUUGAUGUAAACUGUAAUUUUUAUUUUUUUCUGUUCAUUUGUCGAAGAAAACAAAAAUGCUUAAAAAAAAAAAAAAAAGAAAGAAAAUACGAAACAAGUAAAAGAAAAUCGCUCAACAUGGUAGAUGAUGGAACUAAUUUAAUCGUCGUUGAGUCACUGUUGUCAAUCAAACUUUAUUAAUAAAAAGAAAAAAGAAAACCGAACAAAAAAACCAAAAAAAAAAGCAAAAAAAAAAAAACAGAACUGGCAGGAUGAACUAGCGCAGGCGAGAUUAGAUAUUUAAGAAAAAAAAAAAAAAAAAAGAAAAAAAAA
Apis mellifera (honey bee) is the source of this 4904-nucleotide messenger RNA. It is a transcript of the gene Tnpo, whose product is annotated as transportin-1. Gene Ontology annotation, cellular component: cytoplasm; nucleus. Gene Ontology annotation, molecular function: nuclear import signal receptor activity; small GTPase binding. The transcript is spliced from 15 exons. Lineage: Eukaryota; Metazoa; Arthropoda; Insecta; Hymenoptera; Apidae. The coding region runs from base 63 to 2762 and encodes 899 amino acids. Gene Ontology annotation, biological process: protein import into nucleus. The record is from RefSeq and is a predicted model, not a curated record.